AUGCCGUCAUUGAACAAUUCGUUUGUGGGUGGGGCCGCACAACACGCGCGCGUCGAUGAGUCUGUAAGCAUAUGGAAGAUACUUAAGCGUAUUAUCCUGAUAACCGUCCCGCUCAGUUUUGCGCAGCUUGCACAGUUCUCCAUCAAUGUUUCUAUGAUUGCCGUCGUUGGGAGGUUGGGUGUAAAUGAGUUGGGUGGUGCCUCGAUUGCGUACGGCCUUAUUAAUGCCACGGCAUUUGCCUUUGCCGCCGGGUUUUGUGGGGCACUGGAGACGGUGCUUUCCCACACCUACGGCCGAGAUCCCAAGAGUAAGUUGUACGGCGUGUACACGCAACGUAUGUUUCUCUUGCUGAUGAUUGUUGGCCUUCUGCUCUCUCCAGUCAUCUUGUUCAGUGACCGCAUUCUGCUGUUCUUUGGUCAAAAUCCUGACGUGAUCGUCUUUAUAGGGCAGUUCUGUCGCAUUUGCGUGUGGGGGAUUCUCCCAAGUAUGAUGCUGGAGUUGCUUCGACGCUACUUUGCUUGCCAGCACCUAUCCACUCCCCUCUCUGUGAAUCUGGUGCUGGGGGCCGUGCUCUUUCCGUUUCUACUCAUAGGAUGCGUCCAUCUUUGGGGGUUUGUUGGCGCCCCGGUCGGUUGGUGCAUUCUCAUGGUGUUGAUGUCGGGAGGUCUCCUGGUCUACCUCAUGGUGACGAAAAAGUACAAGGAUACCUGGGGCGGCUGGGACGACGCCGCCUACAGGAAUUGGGGCCCACUUCUCAAGCUCGCUCUUCCUUCUAUGGGAAUGAUGUUGAGUGAAUGGGUCUCGCUGGAGAUAAACAAUAUUUUUUCCGGCUUUGGCACACGGGAGGAACUCGCCGCAUAUGGCAUUUCGUUUCAGUUGUCUAGUGUGUGUUGGGCCGCAACCUCUGGCGCCUUUAUUGCGGGCUCGGUGCUGGUAGGAAAUGCCAUUGGCGAGGGGAAGCCCAUGCUGGCGCGUCGUAUGGCAUUUUCUUGUGCAGGCGUGGGCGUUUGCAUCGCGCUGCUGAACCUGUGUGUGGUGUUCCUCGUCCGGAAUCUCUUUCCCUACUUGUUCACGGACGAUGCCAAGGUGGUCAAAAUAUUUCACGUACUACUCCCCUAUUUUGUUGUCUACCACGUCUUUGACGCCUUUCAGAGCUGCGUGAUGGGCAUCCUGCGGGGGUGCGGGAUGCAGAAGCUGGGCGCAAUUAUGGUUCUCAUGGUCUACUCCAUCGUGGGCGUCCCCCUGGGCGUGGUCAUCUUUCUUAAAACCAACUUCGGCGUCCAGGCACUCUGGCUUGGACCCGCCGUUGGCGUGGUGGGGGUGGGGUUCCCGGCGUACAUGUACCUGCUGCUGCGCCACAUCAAGUGGGCGUCGCUGAAGCCGCACACGGACAAACAGGAGUUGACCAACGUUAUCCCAGAGGAGGACGUCGACAGUGUCGUUAUCUGCAACAGCAGCUCGAGCGUGAGCCUCGACGCCCUCGAGGCGGAGGAGGACGAGAAGCGGAAAAGGACGGACGACGCGGCGCAGGAGAAUACAGUGGCGACGCCCGCAAAGUCGCAGGACCAUAGCCAGCUCCCGACCGCAGACGCGAGUAACUUGUGCCAGCCGCCGCAAGGGAAAGACCGGGGCGACACGGAGUAG
This is a messenger RNA of Trypanosoma conorhini, 1644 nucleotides long. RefSeq names its product membrane transporter protein. The record is from RefSeq and is a predicted model, not a curated record. Gene Ontology annotation, biological process: transmembrane transport. Gene Ontology annotation, cellular component: membrane. NCBI's taxonomy places the organism in Eukaryota, Euglenozoa, Kinetoplastea, Trypanosomatida, Trypanosomatidae. The transcript has a single exon. Bases 1 to 1644 code for a protein of 547 amino acids. Gene Ontology annotation, molecular function: antiporter activity; xenobiotic transmembrane transporter activity.